Messenger RNA from Rubroshorea leprosula, 1350 nucleotides. The record is from the annotation of a GenBank genome assembly. Lineage: Eukaryota; Viridiplantae; Streptophyta; Magnoliopsida; Malvales; Dipterocarpaceae.
UUUUCCCCUCCUUCCCAUUUCAAAAUCAGACACAAGUACUGAUUUAUUUUUUGGUGGAGCAAAAACUGCGUGUGUCAAUGGCUCAGUUACUCCCUCCCGUUUGUAUAGAUUCUUUCAAACUCCACAACCCCUUAUUCAAUUUGUGUAAGAGAAGGUCAUGGCAUAUCCCGGAGAGGAGCCGCCUUUCUUGGGGUGGCAGGAGAAGAGGCUUUGCCAGAGUCAGCGUUGCGGCAGGGGAAUCUGCUUCCACCGAUUCCGUUGCUGAUGAUUACUACGCCGUUCUGGGUCUGCUUCCGGAUGCCACCCCUGCCCAGAUAAAGAAAGCCUAUUAUAAUUGUAUGAAAGCUUGUCAUCCAGACUUGAGUGGUGAUGAUCCAGAGACUAACAAUUUCUGCAUGUUCAUCAAUGAGGUCUAUGAGGUUCUUAGUGACCCGGUGCAACGCAUGGUUUAUGAUGAAAUUCAUGGUUAUGCAUUGAUAGCAAUCAAUCCUUUCCUUGAUGAUUCCAGCCCUAAGGAUCAUGUAUUUGUUGAUGAGUUUAGCUGCAUAGGCUGUAAAAAUUGUGCAAAUGUAGCGCAGGAUGUGUUUAAAAUUGAGGAAGAGUUUGGACGAGCCAGAGUAUACAGCCAGUGUGGGAAUCCUAAUUUAGUUCAGCAAGCAAUUGAUACUUGCCCAGUCGAUUGCAUCCAUUGGACUUCUGCAGCACAACUAUCAUUGCUAGAAGAUGAAAUGCGCAGGGUAGAAAGAGUGAAUGUUGCACUAAUGCUUUCAGGAAUGGGAUCUGCAUCAUCAGAUGUAUUUAGAAUGGCAAGUUCUCGAUGGGAAAAGAGGCAGGCUAAAGUUUUGCAACAAGCUAAAUUUAGGAAAAAGAAGCAGAAAGAUACUGAAAAAACUGACUCAUAUUGGAGCAAGCUUUGGGGCAAGCCAAAAGACUACCAAAAAUCUGAGGAGGAAGUGAAAGAGAGAGCAAAAAGGGCUGCCGCAGCUUCCCGGAGAUGGAGAGAAUAUUCCAGGCGUGGUGCAGAUAAGCCUCCAACAGUCAAACUUCCUGAGGCCGUUCCCAACGAAGAGAACUAAUCAGUAAUUUACCAUACGCAUUAUAUUACAUUACCUUAAACAUUUAGUUUAUCGAAUGGUUUCUGAUGAACUCUGAUAAUGUCUUCCCUAUAGUUUUUGUAGAGCUCAUGUAUAUCUUUCAACUCUGUAAAUGACAUUAUUCUACCUGUAAUUAACUAAUAAAUGGGGAAAAAAUGUAGUCAUUGAACCAGACUAAAGGCUUGCUCCUUCAGUUCUAACCUUAUGGAGCUGUUAGGUUCCGAGAAUGUUCAUUUUAUAAACCAUGCAAUACGCA